Molecule: messenger RNA, 644 nt
Organism: Procambarus clarkii (red swamp crayfish)
Lineage: Eukaryota; Metazoa; Arthropoda; Malacostraca; Decapoda; Cambaridae
Source: RefSeq, a predicted model, not a curated record
CAGGUAACUUGGUCAUAAUGGAGGGAUCAGUGAUGUAUUCAGCAGGUGCUGAAGAAGGGACAGAUUUGAAUGAACUCAUCCCAGAUUUACCCGAGGGCCCGCUUAGCCAGUACCGGGCCAGAGCAUCAUUUAACUGGAAGAAGAUGAAGGCACACAUUGAUCCUCCAGAAGUAAUUGCUUUUAUGAAUUGUGUGUAUAACUUCCUCGAGACUGAUCCCGUGUUCCAGCAUGUGGAUGGAGACAUGACGUUGGAGGAAGAGCGACUUAUAACAUUCCGUCGUGUCAAGAAAAUGCUGAGUACAAAAUUCACAGAUGAUGCACAGUUUCUUACUGAUUUUAGAAGGGUACCAGCUGUGUCCAGUGUGAUUGUUGGAUACGACUUUUCCUUCUCAGCCAGAAUGGUGCUGUUGAAAGGCUUCAUAAUUUCUGGCAUCAUUGGACUUGGGACCAAGCGCCAUUACAAAUUUGUUGAUGCACUCAGCAACUUUGAGGAAGCUGCUCAUGGUGCUGUUUUAGGCAGUUAUGACUGGUCGUUGGCAACAAAAAAGUUCCUCGGCCAUGAUUUUUUUAUUUGGGGAAUUCUUGGUCAAGGUUCAGCAUGUCACAUGAAAUAUGUAGAAGCCAUGCAGAAUCAGGAGGUAUGA